This is a messenger RNA of Cryptosporidium muris RN66, 4053 nucleotides long. RefSeq lists its product as uncharacterized. The transcript has a single exon. Lineage: Eukaryota; Apicomplexa; Conoidasida; Eucoccidiorida; Cryptosporidiidae. The record is from RefSeq and is a predicted model, not a curated record. The coding region runs from base 1 to 4053 and encodes 1350 amino acids.
AUGUAUUGGAUUAUUACUGAGACUUGCAACUUUUCAGUUCUAUUAUAUCCUAAAUUAUCAGACUCUAAUCUUAUUUUUUAUACAACACUGUGGAUAUCUAUAUAUUUAUUAUAUUUCUUGAAAAGUACUUUGCGAUUAUUUGGAUAUUUUUUGGUUCACAUACACUUUAUAUGGAAGUAUUUCAUACUUAUUGGAGACUUAGAUCCAGAUAUUUGGUAUACAUUAAGUAAGAAAGCUGAUAUAUCAAGUAGCUUGCUGGAGUUAGAAUCUAUUUCACCUGUUAGGAGAAGAAAUAUCAAAAGAAUAGAUAAGAGUGAGCAGGAUACAUCAGAAGGAAAUAUUAUACAACAUGAGUAUAUACAAGAAAUCCCUGCCUUAAAUGAUCCAAAUAUUUAUGACUACUCUAUUUCUCAAUACAAAAACCCUCAACAUGUCUCAUGCACUAAUGGAAAACAUAUUUGUGAUUGUUCAUUACAAGAAUACAUAAAUAAAUGUAAAAUAGGAGAUAUUCAAGAUGAAAAUAUAUUAAAAACAGUUAGUAUAACUACUUGUUCACUAAAUGAAACUUUACUAACUCAAGAUACAUCUGUAUCAUCUAAAUCUUCAAGCCCAGUUAGCUGUUUCCAUGAACAGAAUAAUUCAUUUAAUAGAACUAUGGUAUACUUAUGCAAAAGCAUAGAUAUUUCAUAUUGUUAUUGUGGAAAUACCAAUAGUCCAUGUAGUCAUAUAGUACUUCGAAAUAUAUCAUUUGAAAUAUAUAAUAGAGAAGUUAUAUUUGUUACUGGACCUUCAAAAUCUGGUAAAAGUACGCUUUUAAAAUUUAUAUCUGGAUAUAUAGGUAUAUACAAACUAGAUGGUAAUACUAAAUUAUUCACUACAGAGGAAUCAAAAACUAGAAUAUACUUGUACAACAAAGGCAUAUUAAACUCUAGUAAAAAUGUUCUACAAUAUUACCGUCAACAAGAACAGGGGUAUAACAUAUAUGCAUAUAUAUUGGCAGGAAAUGAUUAUAACAAAGAGAAACUGGAUCUAGUAUGUAAAUUAUGUUUACUAAAUAGUACAAGUAAUUUGAAUAACCUUUUUAUUGAUGAUAUAUACAGGGAUGAUGAAUUAUUCUUGCUAAGUCUAGCUCAGUUUUUUUAUUCUCUUCCACUUCUUGAAAAUAGUUCGAGUUCAGAGUUUAAUAAUUAUCUUUUAGUGGUCUUGGAUGAUAUCUUUAGUGAAAUCUUGCCACCAACCUGCUUCCAACUAGUCAAACAGUUUGUAUAUGUGAAUAAUUUUAAGCUGUUGAAUAUUUCAUUUAUAAUUAAUUUAGAUCUAUCUUGGGCAGAUAUCCUUAUAAAUUUAAUACAAACAUCCACUAGUAAAGGAGAUAAUAUUGACACAAGAAAUAUCCGUCUGUUGAAAUUGACUGAAUUUGGAGAGAUAGAAUAUUUUGGAAAACUUUUUUAUAAUCUUAAUGUUGAUAACGACAGUACAUUUACUGACCAAAGUGACUUAAAUUAUUUAAAGGAUAAUUUGAGGUUUCCAGUAGAUUUAUCUGAGAUACAAAAUAACAAUGUAAUACCUGAAAGUAAGGAAGUUAUUAGAUCAAUAGAAGGUAAAAGUAGGCUUAGAAGUUUAACUAUUAUUCCUUUAAUUAUUUUUAUUGGAAUAAUUGUAUCAAUAUUUAAACAAACUUACUUAAUUAAACUUGUAAAUUCUCCAAAUAUAGUAAAUAUUGAGCCAGCUUAUAUUCUACAAUAUGUUUCUAUUUCAGCAACAUCAAGAGCCAACAAUGCUUAUAACAGCUUAAUAUUAUCUAAUCCAAUUCCAAUAUUUUGGAGUAUUAUUAAUCCAAUAGUAUUGAUGUUAUUUACUGUAAGUAAUCAUGGAACUAGAAAACUUGAAAAAACGGAAUCUUACAAUUUAAUAUAUGAGGAUAAAAAAAAUGAUUUAAUAAGUGUUACGGAUAUGCUUCCAAAACCUGAAUUUAUGAAUAUGAAACAAAAUAAAGGUUCUAAAUCAUUUUUAUAUAUUGAAGGGAUGGAGAAUAUAUCAUUUAGGUUUGGGAAUUCCACAAAUAAUUAUAGUAAUAUGAAACAUAACUCUCAAAAUACGAUAUCAUUACCUCAUAUACAUAUUAUAGGGGUGAAUAAUGCACUAAUGGCAGCUAAUUGGGUAAAAAACUCUUUAAUUAUAUCAAGAAAUGUUCGGCAUACUAAAGAAAUUACUUCGGAACUAUCAAGAAAUUCUGAAAGAAAAUACCAUUAUUCCUCAAUUUUCUCAUUAUUUCUAGUCAGCUAUGCAAUUGAUUUUAUAGCUAUUGUAUUUAUAGAAAAGAUCUGCUUUGGAAAAUAUCAUGACUCUUUACACUUCUGGCUAAAUAGAAUUCUAUCUGAAGUUUAUAAAUCAAAGGAUCCUAUUAGACUAAUUAAAGAAAUAUUUUCAUCUAGAAAAGGGAUUAUAUAUAUGGCCAUAAAUAGUCAAUUGGAUAAAAAUGUAACUAAAUAUUGUAAUUUAUUUGAAAAAAUUCACUAUAUUUGUAUAAGUUUAGGUAUUUUAUACAAUUAUAUCAGCCUAAGUUCUGAAAUUUCAAUAAAUGUUAGUAUUUUAAAUAAAUAUAUAAUUUUAUUAUUAAUAUUAUUUCUUAUAACUUACAACUUCCUUAUUAUCUUAAAACAGAAUUCAAAUAUAAAAAUAUUAACUAAGAAGUUUAGGUCAUCAAUAAUUAAUUUACUGGAAUGUGAUGCUUAUGAAAAGUCAGACUUCUUUUAUAUUCUUAAAUUUAGUCAAUUUUCAAACAUCUUGGAAUAUAUAUAUUGCAGUUUUUUGAAGCAAAGGAAUGAAUAUAAACAAAAGUUAAACAAACUUUCCUUAUAUACUCAAAUUUCAUUUUUUUUUUCAAGCUUCCUAUUUGCUAUAUUUCUAUCUGUAAUACUAAUCAAUUCUAUCAACUUGUGUAUUAUACUUAUUUUUAUCCCUUGUAUAUAUUUAAUUAUCUCUGGUAUUUUCGAGAAUGAAAACGGAAAUAAUCCCAAUAUAAAUGAAGUCCUAAAGUCAAUAUCCAGUACUAGGGUUACAAAAAAAGCACCAAAUUUAGAAUUUGAUAAUAUUUCCAAAGAUGCAGUAAUUUUAACUGAGAUGACAACUCCUUCACCUAAAAAACGUACCCAUGGAUCGGCUUCAUCAAUAUAUUCAAGUUCUUAUACUACUACAUCUUCCAGAUCUUCAAGAUCUAUAUUUGCAGAAAGGUGUCCCUUAAUGUAUGAAUUUCCAAAAAAUAUAUCUAAUUUAAUAAAUAAAAGUGAUUUAGCUAAUAAAAAUAAUAGGUUUAUUGGAAUCUAUAAAGGAAUCUUUGAUAUUGGAACUUACUCAUAUGGUAGCUCCCAUUCAUUAUUAUUUCCAUUAACAUGGCUAUCAAACCAUUCAAACUACAAUAUAUCUUGUAUGGACAGUAAAUAUAAAGUAGAAAACUAUUCUACCAAUUUUCAAAUACAAUUUGAAAAUUAUAAUAAAGAAUUCUAUAUGUCCAAGGAAAAAAUAGAAUCUAUAGCUAUUAUAUCAGAUGACAUUAAACUACCUCUUCACUGGACCUUAAGACAAAUACUUGAUCCAAAAUCAUCAUAUUUUAAUGAUGAAAAUAAGCUUAUUCAUGUUUUGUCAGAUUUAAAACUUUUGACACAUAAUAUGAAAAUGUUAAAUAAAAAUGAUUUACUUAGUUUGACAUUUCAACAGUUUAUUCAUUAUCAUCAUAUCAAUAAGAGUGUUAAGACGAAAUGUGAGUGUGUAACAUCUGUAAAAGAAAUGAAUAGUACUAUUAGUAAAACAGAUAAUACCCACAUACAAUAUAUUGGUUACUCAACAAUUGAAAAACUUGUUUUACUCUCUUAUUACAUUUUAAAUAAACAAAAUUAUAAAUUUUUUAUUAUUCAUCUUGAUACGAAUAUGAGGUGGGAACUAUGGUCUAGAAUCAUUAAACAAUAUAUUACUUUUUAUGAUAUUAAAAUUAUAAUUAUUACUCUAAAGUACAAUGCUCUUCGGUGUUGUGAUAAAGUAUUCAACUCUCCAUGA